Molecule: messenger RNA, 3263 nt
Organism: Lates calcarifer (barramundi perch)
Lineage: Eukaryota; Metazoa; Chordata; Actinopteri; Centropomidae
Gene: gnsb
Product: glucosamine (N-acetyl)-6-sulfatase (Sanfilippo disease IIID), b
Exons: 13
Coding region: 129-1721 (530 amino acids)
Biological process (GO): glycosaminoglycan metabolic process
Molecular function (GO): N-acetylglucosamine-6-sulfatase activity; glycosaminoglycan binding
Source: RefSeq, a predicted model, not a curated record
ACAUUUGACUCCACUUCCUCAAACUCACAGUGUGUGUUUUACCAGCCUGAACACACUCACGCACACAUCCUCACCCUGACCAGGAAACGAAACCGAGCCUCGGUUCAGACACGGGCAGGGGUCUGUUCAUGGAGCGGCAGGUUCGGGUCUGUGGAGGCCCGAUGACGGCGGGUCUGAGGAGCGGAGCUGGAGAGACGAGUCGCCGGCAGAGGCAGAGAGGACUCCCCGCAGCCCUCAUACUCCUCACGCUGCUCACCUGCUGCGUCAGGUGUGCGGAAAGUGCCAAACCGAGUAAUAUUAUACUCAUCCUCGCCGACGACCAGGAUGUUCAGCUGGGGGGAAUGACGCCCAUGAAGAAAACAAAAGCCUUAAUAGGAGAUGCAGGAGCAACAUUUGUGAAUGCUUUUACAGUCACGCCGCUGUGCUGCCCCAGCAGGAGCAGCAUCUUGACGGGACAGUACCCCCACAACCACGAGGUGAGGAACAACUCCCUGACGGGGAACUGCUCCAGCCCUCUGUGGCAGAAAGGUCCGGAAAGCGCCACCUUCCCCAUCUACCUCAACAAACAGAAAUACCAGACGUUCUUCGCUGGGAAGUAUCUGAACCAGUAUGGAAAGAAAGACGCAGGAGACGUCGGCCAUAUUCCUCCUGGCUGGGACCAGUGGCAUGCGUUGGUGGGGAACUCGCAGUACUACAACUACACACUGUCGGUCAACGGCAAAGAGGAAAAGCACGGAGACAGUUAUGAGAAGGACUACCUCACAGACCUCAUCACAAACCGCUCCCUUCACUUCCUGGAUGACAGGAGCCCUCAGCAUCCCUUCUUCCUGAUGCUGUCUCCUCCAGCUCCUCACUCCCCCUGGACGGCGGCGCCUCAGUACCAGAAGGAGUUCAGCGACGUUAAAGCUCCUCGAGACGGGAGCUUUGACAAACCGGGGAAGGACAAACACUGGCUGCUGCGUCAACCCAUCAACCCCAUGCCAAACAGCUCGCUCACCUUCCUGGAUAAUGCGUACAGGAAAAGGUGGCAGACCCUGCUGUCUGUGGACGACAUGGUGGAGAAGCUGGUGAAGAAGCUCGACAGCGUAAAGGAACUGGACAACACCUACAUCUUCUACACCUCAGACAACGGCUACCACACAGGUCAGUUCUCUCUGCCCAUCGAUAAGAGGCAGCUGUAUGAAUUCGACAUCAGGAUCCCGCUCAUGGUCCGUGGUCCGGGGAUCAAACCAAACCAGACGCUACAGGCUCCAGUUUUAAACAUCGACCUGGCUCCGACCAUACUGGACAUAUCUGGUGUCAACCUGUCCUCUGUGAAUGUGGACGGACAGUCUUUCCUCAGUCAGAUGGCUCCUUCUCUGCGUAACGGCAGCGCUCGUCCAUUUUUCCUGGUUGAAUACACCGGAGAAGGACAUCCAACGACUGAUCCUGCUUGCCCCAAACUGGGACCUGGACUGUCUCAAUGUUUCCCAGACUGUGUGUGUGAAGAUGCCUACAACAACACCUACGCCUGCGUCAGGACCCUCGACAAGGAACACAACCUACAGUACUGCGAGUUCGCAGACAGCGAGUCGUUUGUGGAGGUGUACAACCUGACGUCAGACCCCCACCAGCUGGAGAACAUUGUGAAGAAGGUGGAUCCAGCCGUCCUGCAGGCGAUGAACCAGCGGCUCAUCAAGCUCCAGUCCUGUGUGGGCAACAGCUGCCGCGACUACAAGUAAAGAGAUGACAGACCACAGCACCACGGAGAGUUUAUCUGCUCCAGGAAGCUGUUAAACACCCACAGUGGAAGGUGAGGCUGGUUAAUCUGGUCAGAGGCAACUUUUACCACAAGUAUGAAAGUUGCAGACAUUUUGAUGUGUCUUUACAGGAAGAGCACAGGUGUGAAAAUCCAUUUUAGCUGCUUCAGUUUCAGGGUCCUGGUGUUGUGCAUGCUGGCUCACUGUCACACUGCCAAGGCAAACUGGAACAUUUAAAGAGAACAGGGUCACUGUUAAAGGAAAAGUUUGAUGUUUUGGGAAAUAGGCUUGUUUGCUUUCUUGCUGAGAGUCAGAUGUCUGAACUGAUUAGCUUAGCUCAGCAUAAAGCCUGGAAACAGGGGCAAACAGCUAGCCUAGCUCUGACCACUUAAGCAAGUAAGUGUAUUUCCCAAAUUAUUUUCCUUCAGUAGCACUAUUUAGUAGCACCUGUGCUUUUCUACGAAAACAAGUCAAGAUGUCUGCUGUGAAAAAGGCCUUUCUUUCUGAGCUGUGCUCACAUAUCACACAACACACCUUCAUGAGUUUUUAUAUUUUCUUUUAAGAGUAAAAUCUUUGCCUCAUUCAUCCUGAGUGCCACUGUCAGUCAGUCCAUGUUGGUUAAUGUAUUUCUGUGUACACACUGCACUAUAAGCUUACUGUUCUUUAAAAUGUCUGGGGUUUACAGUACCAUCCAAACACUUUACCAAUCACAGACGCACAACGUGUAUUUUUCAGAUGUGGAGAUUUAUAGUCCAACCAAAGGUUUGCUGGUGCACACAGCUCUCUUUAAUCCAAUCUUCUCUUUAAAGGAACAGUCCAACAUUUUAGGAAACAUGCCUCUUUGUUUUCUUACCACACUUUUUGUUUCAUUUACCUAAAACAGCUGGUGAGUUUAGCUUAGCACAGCUAGCCUGGCACCUCUAAAGCUUUACACAACAUGUCUUGUUUGUUAAAUUUGUACAAAAACUUGAGUGUGGAAUGAGUUUGCAGAGUUACAGAGGCUGCUGUUUCCAGUCUUUAUGCUAAGCUAAGCUAAUUAGCUGUUGCCUCUAUCUGUGCAGACAUGAGAGUUGUGUCAGUCUCCUAAUCUAUCUCUGUGCACGAUUUCCCAAACUGUCGAACUGUUCCUUUAGAGUUAACUUUUGUUUUUCUGCAGCACUUUGAGUGAAGGAGUGAAGACAGAAACUCUUUCAUGAACAGACACUGUUUGUUGUGUCCAGUUAAUUCUCAGAUUAGGCCGGUUUUAAAAUUUUAAUCCAGAUAUUUUUUUUUGGUUGUGAAAAUAUUUUACACUGGGUAUUAAUGAGGACAUUUGUAAAGAGCCGUGUGGGGGAUGGAAAAAGUGCUGUGUGUGUGUUUGUUUUUCAUCAAGGGAAACUUUGCGUGGUAACAUUUGAAAUGAACGCUUUAAUCCUGUGUGCCUUGUUAUUUGCACUGACGAGGUGCAUGUGCCUUAAAUGUGAAUUUGUAUUUGCACUGUGAUGAAACUGAUUAAAAAUAAAUCAAAAGAAGCAUUUAAAUGAA